AUGGCUUCAAAUGAGAAUACUGCCCAGGCAGUUGGCAUUGCCGAUGGCCUCGCGCCGUCGCAUACUUACGUGCCCAAUGAAGGCUACGUGAACCCUGAUACUGCAGACUCCGCCGAGGCGGGGCAAGUUCUGCCCGAUGAGCAGGAGGAAGACUAUGAGGAAGACGAGUACUACGACGACAUUUUCGACGAGGAAUUGGAUCGUGAAGAUAUUCUGUCUUCCGAUAACUCCGAUCUUACCAAAGCAUACAACCGCCAACGCAGAAUCAACGACCUCGCUAGCGACUCCAAUGUGCCGAGAUGGACAUACCCCAAGACGAACACCCAGAAGCCUACCGUGAACACCUCUGCGUCUGUCGAUGACCAGGUCAAGUCUCUCACUCGCCAUGCCGCAAAGAUCAAGCUGGACGACCAACAGGCCGGUAUUUCGGGGCACUCCAGCAAGGGUGGAGAUAAGGCAGACCGAGCCACAUCUGAACAAGUGUUAGAUCCCCGUACGCGGAUGCUUUUGCUGCAGAUGAUCAACCGAGGUCUCGUCUCGGAAAUCCACGGAUGUUUGUCGACCGGAAAGGAAGCGAAUGUCUAUCAUGCCAUGUCCAUCUCGCAGGAAGACGAGGAUGCUGCCCCACUACACCGUGCGAUCAAGGUUUACAAGACAAGUAUCUUGGUAUUCAAGGAUCGUGAUAAGUACGUGACUGGAGAGUUCCGUUUCCGUCAGGGAUACAACAAAAGCAACAACCGCGCCAUGGUCAAACUUUGGGCCGAGAAGGAGAUGCGAAACCUGCGAAGAAUCUAUGCCGCUGGUAUUCCCUGCCCCGAGCCCAUCUUCCUUCGUCUGCACGUCCUUGUUAUGGGAUUCAUUGGUAGCUCAAAGGGUCUGGGCGCACCGCGCCUUAAGGAUGUGGACUUCAAUAUCCCUGAACCUGAGACUCGUUGGCGCUCACUCUAUAUCGAAUUGUUGGGCUAUAUGCGCGUUAUGUACCAGACCUGCCGUCUGGUGCACGCUGAUCUGAGCGAGUACAACAUUCUGUACCAUAAGGAACGCCUGUAUAUCAUCGAUGUCAGUCAAAGUGUUGAGCAUGACCACCCGCGCAGUCUAGAAUUCCUGCGCAUGGAUAUCAAGAACGUCAGCGACUUCUUCCGUCGAAAGAACAUUCUGACUCUUCCCGAGCGGACUGUGUUCAACUUCAUCAUCUCCCCAGAAGGACCCAUUGAUGGGACCGCUGGCAAUGAGGAGAUGACGAGUGCCAUUGAAAAGCUCCUCGUUGCCCGUGAGGAGGGUGACGAUGAGCAACAGGAGGCUGAGGAUGUCGACACUGCUGUCUUCCGUCAACAAUAUAUUCCCCAGACCCUAGAGCAGGUGUACGAUGUUGAGCGUGACGCCGAACGCAUUCGCGAUGGCCAAGGUGCUGAUCUGAUUUACGGAGAUCUCUUGGCCGGUGGCAAAAAGAAGGCCACUGCCACUGAUGCUGUUGAGGAAGACGCUGAAUCUGAUGCAAGCGGCGGUGUCUCCGUAUCGGGAUCCGACUCGGACGAUGAAGAAAUAGACCCGUUCGCGCCGAAGCCGCCACGAGGCAAGCGUUUCGAAGAUAAAGACAUCAAGCGCGACCACAAGGCAAAGGUGAAGGAGGAGAAGCGUGAGCAGCGGGCCAACAAAAUGCCGAAGCACAUGAAGAAGAAGCUUGUUUCUGGGUCUUCGAGAAAGAAGAAAUAA
Penicillium samsonianum is the source of this 1713-nucleotide messenger RNA. RefSeq names its product serine/threonine-protein kinase RIO1. The record is from RefSeq and is a predicted model, not a curated record. The transcript has a single exon. Gene Ontology annotation, cellular component: preribosome, small subunit precursor; cytosol. Gene Ontology annotation, biological process: maturation of SSU-rRNA. The coding region runs from base 1 to 1713 and encodes 570 amino acids. Lineage: Eukaryota; Fungi; Ascomycota; Eurotiomycetes; Eurotiales; Aspergillaceae. Gene Ontology annotation, molecular function: protein serine/threonine kinase activity; ATP binding.